GUCCUCAUCCAUACAUCAUAGUGAGACCAUUUACUGUUCUUAACAGUUGAUGAAUGUUGACACAAUCAAGACAUAAUUUUUGCUAAAUUUAUUUUUCUAAAUAAAAGGUAUGGUCAUCUUCAUCAUUCACUACCAUUAAUUAACAAAAAACAGCAUUGGUUUCCGACGGCGGAUAUGGUGAAUAUUCCGGUCAAGUUCAGGCGGAUAGCUGCGGCGUUUGACGACGCAGCUAGGGCGGCGCGCUCGUGCGACAGCAGCAGCGGCAGCGACCACUCCGCCGCGGAUUUGUCCGUUCUCGUCAACUCCUUUCUCGAGAGAGGAAUCGGAGAAUUGCGAACCGCCUCCGACGAAUUCGACGAGGAUAUUUCCGAUGAUCGGAAUCGGACGAAUGGUGACGAUGACGAUGAAUCUGAUCGUCGGAGCAACGUCUCUGAUUUUGAUUUUCGAAAUUCUCUGGAGAAGCUGUUUGAUGAGGAGAAUCUCGACCGCACCACCAGAAGCCUCCGAUCAGCGGUGGAGACGGCGUUGCCGGAAGUCGCUGCCGCCGGAGAUUUUAAACGGCGGCUGAUGUCCUGGCUGCGCAACCGCGGCUUUGAUGCCGGGCUCUGCAAAUCGAAAUGGGAGAAAAACGGCAACCGCCCGUCGGGGGACUACGAGUACGUCGACAUCAACGCCGGCGGCAAUCGCUUCAUAGUAGAAGUAUUCCUCGCCGGAGAGUUCACAAUCGCCCGUCCGACGAGCGGCUACGCGUCGCUGCUCGAUGCCUUCCCGACGAUCUUCGUCGGCAAACCCGACGAACUGAAGAAGAUUGUGAAGCUCAUGUGCAAAGCCAUUAAGAAGUCGAUGAAGAGUACAGACCUGAAAUUGCCGCCAUGGCGUCGCCUUUCCUACACGCAGAUCAAAUGGUUUGGACCUUACAAGCGAACCACAAACCAAAUUCCGACGACGACGGCGACCUUCAUGAACGACAACCGAGGGAAUACCUUGGUAGGAUUUGAACCGCCGCCGGCGCCACUGUUUUCAAAUCCGAUGCACUGCAGGGAGGAUUUUACGGUCGCCGCCGGCCGGAUUGGCGUCGGAAAUUUGGCUAUUGUGUUAAACAAUAAAGAUAGGGUUUAAAUGCAUGUUGCAUGCCAUCGUCUCUUCGUCCGAUAUGUAACAUAGUAAUUUAUUAUGGAAAUUAGUAUAAUGUACAAAAUCAAUUAUUUUUUGGAGAAGAUUAU
Messenger RNA from Andrographis paniculata, 1223 nucleotides. RefSeq lists its product as uncharacterized. Lineage: Eukaryota; Viridiplantae; Streptophyta; Magnoliopsida; Lamiales; Acanthaceae. The record is from RefSeq and is a predicted model, not a curated record. The coding region runs from base 175 to 1119 and encodes 314 amino acids. The transcript has 2 exons.